Messenger RNA from Prorocentrum cordatum, 432 nucleotides. NCBI's taxonomy places the organism in Eukaryota, Dinophyceae, Prorocentrales, Prorocentraceae. The record is from the annotation of a GenBank genome assembly.
AUGGGUGCACAGGUGGAACGUCGUAUGGGUGCAGUCGAGAACCGCCAGGCGAAGAUGGAGACACACGUAUCGCGGAUGGAAGAACGCAUUCAACAAGUGGAAGCAACUCUGGGGAUCAUGGCCCAAGACAAGCCGCAUAUCCAGAUCGACACAGGCUUCAACCGUGAGCCCAACCGCACCAUCAUCGUAGCGAGAUGCAAGUCUAUGGUGCAGAAGCAGCAGAUUGGCAGUGCGAUCGAGGAGUGGGUGGCAGCACCGAACCUUCCUUCUUCCUCUUAUGAUAUCGUCGGAGAGCCCGCAGCGAAGCGCCUCGACAUUCAAUUUGGCGGCACUUCGGCACUGGCCGCGAGGAGGGCUACUCAGGCGCUCAUGUGCCUCAAUCGUGGCCCGAACGACUGGCGCAGGUUCAAGGUCUCAGACGUGGACGGUUAG